GAAAGCCCCAAUUUUGAUUUUCCCAUACGAAUGGGAAUGGCCACGACUCUGCAAUGGCACCCACAAGCACAAGCAGUCCCACUUCCGGCGAGAGCCAAGCCUCUAAAUAAGUUCCCAACGUCGGCGCGCCACGUAGCCACCACCGUACAAGCUUUCCGGCGGAGCGACAUCGAUGGCUUCGCUAAGCGCAUGGCUUCCGGUGAAGCCUGGAGGGACGCCUGGCGCAGCGCGAAUGAUGGCUUUGAGCGCUUCGUCUUCGAAGCCAGAAAGACCGCCGAGCGCUUAGACCGCCGAUACGCCUUGUCGCGCAAGCUCAGCUCCGCCACCCAAUCCGCCGCUGCUCGAGCUCGAGAAAUUGAUAGGGAGCUUGAGAUUAGCUCGCGAUGGCGCGCUUUCUCUGUGGACUUCAGUAGAAACUGGCCUAGGUACAGGAAGCAGAUCAAUGAUUUUUUGGAUACUCCAUUAGGAAGGGGUUUUGCGACAAUUUUCUUCCUCUGGUUUGCACUAUCUGGAUGGCUUUUCCGGAUUUUGAUAUUUGCAACUUGGGUACUGCCAUUUGCUGCCCCUCUUCUCAUUGGAACUGUGGCCAACAACCUUGUUAUAAAGGGGGAUUGCCCAGCUUGCAAGAGGCAAUUUGUUGGAUACAAAAACCAAAUAAUUCGCUGUGCAGGCUGUGGAAACAUUGUGUGGCAACCGAAAGGGGACUUCUUCUCAAGAGAUAACAAAGGCCCUACUUCAAAGUCCGACCCUCAAGUUAUUGAUGUUGAGUUUGAGGAGAAAUGAGUGAGAUAUCAAAACUGACAUAGGGAUUUCAUGUCACACACAGAAAACAGUGAGCAUGGCCUGCCCAACUUGCAGGGAAAAAGAAAAAAAAGGGGGUCAUUUAAAUAUGUAGUAUUUUUUUUUUUUUCUUUUUGCUGAAAAAAAUUUGUAUUAUUUCUGUAUAAAUAGUUGUUGAUCAUUUUAUGUUAAUAGUAUAUUUCAUUUAAAUUUUGUUUUUCUUGCUUUUCUUUCUUAUGUCGACUGUACACUUUUGUCAAAGGAAUGUAAGGGAUGUUGAUUAAUUGUCUUUUUUAUCAAGGGAUGUUGAUAAUCA
Messenger RNA from Ziziphus jujuba (common jujube), 1096 nucleotides. RefSeq lists its product as uncharacterized. Gene Ontology annotation, cellular component: chloroplast. Lineage: Eukaryota; Viridiplantae; Streptophyta; Magnoliopsida; Rosales; Rhamnaceae. The transcript has 4 exons. The record is from RefSeq and is a predicted model, not a curated record. The coding region runs from base 31 to 783 and encodes 250 amino acids.